AACAUUCUUUAUUAGUAAUUUGCAACAAGAAAGAUUAGAUGCCAUUAGCAGAGCAGCUGAAUGCAGUCGGCCGCAAUUCUUUUAUCAAGACAAUGUCAAGUGGGACCCAAAUUUUUCUUACUUUCCCACCAGCUUCCACAUAUAAAAACGUCUCCUUUUUUUAUAUUUGUUCGGUUAUGCAUUUUACUUCACUGUUUUUACUUCAGUGUGUGAGUUGGAGGAAUGGGGACUUUGGAGUGAGGAAAUAAAGUGAGAGAAGGGGAAAAUCAAGAACCCAUUUUUGGUCAGUUACAGUCAAUCCUGAGAGCAGAAGAUAUUGUUACCUAAUGGCCCCUGGCUGGCUAUGAUUAAUCACUGAGAUAUUGUGCUUGAGAAAUGCCAUAUUGUUUAUCUGAACUAAUUCUUGAAGAGAGAAUAAAUUUAGGGGACCUAAAAAAUCGAUUUCGAAAGACAUCAUUCCAUGAUGGCUGAAGCACCGGUAAUGGACAAUGAGGUCUUUAAUCAUUAUUUGACUAGUAUGACGCCAGCUGAAAUUGCUGAACAUCUCAAGGACAGUUGCCCAGAAUUUGGUGAUCUAAAUGUUGAAGAACUUCUCUUAGUGCAGGAAAGUGCCUUUCAAUUCAUUCAGAACAAAAAUCAGAACAAGGAUACAGCCUCCAGCUAUGGUGAAACUACUGACGACAGUUUGGUUCUGGAGCAUGAGAAUGAACUAUCGCAUGGAGGAAGUAUCGAGCACCAAUUAGCUCUAGAUGAAGCCUUAGCAAGAGCCCUAGAACUGGGGGACGACUUCAACUGUCUAUCUGUUAAUGAGGAUGCUGUUAGUGCAGUUGAUAACACAAGAUCAACUGUGAGGGCCACGCCUAGCAGGGUCGGAAGUCAAAACACGAGGCAAGAUGACAUUGAUCCUGAUACGAUGACUUACGAGGAGUUGCAAUCACUGGGAGAAUCUGUUGGAAGUGAGAGCAGAGGACUUACAGAGGAUUUCAUCUCACGGUUACCAACAUUCAGAUACAAAUCUAACAAAUCUGGCUUGUUCUCAAAGAAAAAGAAGGAAACAGAAGAGUGUGUGAUAUGCUGUGACGGAUACAAGCAUGGAGCUAAAGUCAUCACCUUGCCUUGUGCACACCAUUAUCAUUCAAACUGUAUCACCACUUGGUUGCAGCAAAAUAAGCAAUGCCCCAUUUGCCAAAAGGAGGUGCAAGACAACUAGUUCGCGUUGCUGCACAGAAAGACGCGGAAUAUAUCAACGUCACUUCAAGCUUGCAACUUGUAUUUCGACUUUCAUUAUAUCAUCAUCUAUGUUUAUAAACACCUUCUCCAGUUUCUGCAAUGUCAGAUGCAGAUGCUGAUGAUACGCUGCCUAAGCCUUAUAUAAAUAUAUAAAUAUAAUUGCUGUCACAA
Salvia miltiorrhiza (redroot sage) is the source of this 1401-nucleotide messenger RNA. RefSeq names its product E3 ubiquitin ligase BIG BROTHER-related-like. Bases 461 to 1210 code for a protein of 249 amino acids. The transcript is spliced from 9 exons. Lineage: Eukaryota; Viridiplantae; Streptophyta; Magnoliopsida; Lamiales; Lamiaceae. Gene Ontology annotation, molecular function: ubiquitin conjugating enzyme binding; ubiquitin-protein transferase activity. Gene Ontology annotation, biological process: negative regulation of organ growth; protein ubiquitination. The record is from RefSeq and is a predicted model, not a curated record.